Molecule: messenger RNA, 4527 nt
Organism: Cataglyphis hispanica
Lineage: Eukaryota; Metazoa; Arthropoda; Insecta; Hymenoptera; Formicidae
Exons: 6
Coding region: 95-3265 (1056 amino acids)
Molecular function (GO): protein binding
Source: RefSeq, a predicted model, not a curated record
CAACGAAAUAAUGUGUAUACAUACGGAUCGAAGAUUUGAAGUGGCGGAGCGGAAUACCACGUGUCCCGUUUGCGCAUGAUCGUACGCAUAGUUCAUGUGUUUCGUUUCUACACAAAAACACCACGCCACUGCAUCAGGAAACCUCGUGCCGCACAUCGCAAACGAUCACCGAUGCGUCAUCGCGUUCCGAGAAGAACAUAGCUCGAGGAAGAAGAGGACGAGCGAGAAACGUCGCGCGCUAGUGUUGCGAGUCAAAGAAAUCCCGAGGCCCCGACCAGCUGAUUCGGAGUCGGAGCGGCACCAUCUUGCGCUCCCGGGCUCACGAAGACGCGUGAUGGAACAUUGUCAUCGACGAUUGACAAGGACAUUGCCAACGAUGUGGCCGAUACCGACGAUGCCGACAAAGAUGCACGAAUCGGAGUUUUAUUGUUUUUACGUAAAGGAAACAGCAGAUAACAAAUCUGGCAAGAAUAUUUUCUUUUCGACUCUGCUUAACUUGGACUUGAAGUUGCUGCGGACAAAUCUGAGGAAGUUAUUUGGAGUGCCAGAAAAUAGACGCAUUUUCUACAUCGACGAUGACGGAGACAAUGUUCCGAUCGAUUCGGAAUGUGAGUUUCAUGAGGCAUUGAAGCUCGCAAAAAAUGCUUUCAAGAUGAAUAACGCAAUUCCAUUGAUUGUGGGAUCUUUUAACUUGUCAAACGAUGAAACAUUUUCUUAUAUGCACGAGAACCGUUUAGACAAAGAACAAUUAGGGAAUGUCGAUGUCAAUCCGACAUGGAAGGGGAAUUCAUGGAAUGAUAUUUUUAUUUUUCCUGACCCUUGGAUACCGCUUUUUUUCUAUGAAUCCCAUACACUCUCCAAAGACACCAUUUACUCAAAGAGAAAAAUGGAUCUUGAACACGACGAACAAAGGCAUAUAAACUAUAAAUUGUUGAAUCAAAAGAGAUUAGAUGCAAAACAAUGUAACGAAUCAAACGAGACAAAAGUUCGAACGGACGAACAGACGGAAUCGAAGGACCUGGAUGUUCAAGGGGAAUUGAAGCCUUUGUUACAGCACUGUUCGGAUGCUUUGCCUCCUUUGUGGUUUACAAAAUACAUGGAAUCGAUGAAGAAAGACAUGGUGUCCACAAUUACUAAUGAAGUGGUGGAAAACGUAACAAAGGCGCUGACCGAACGCUUGGAUUCUCUUAUGUUUUCGUCGCUUAAGAAUCAGUCUGGAAAUCAGUCUUCUUCUUUCGCACGAUAUCCUCAAUGCUCUUCGGAUUCAAACGAGGACAACCAAAAGAAGAUAAAAUCUCAGAACAAGCAACAGUUGAGUGAUGUGUCGAUCGAAUGCGUGGACGAAUCGCAAAACAACACCAUGAAAAAUAUACAGAUGAAGAAAGAUGUAAUAUCCACAAUUACCAACGAAGUAGUGAAAGAAGUGACAGAAUUGUUGGACAAAAUUCCUGUGGAUUCUCUUACACCUGUCUCGUCCAAAGAUCCUUUACGAAACCAAUUUCUUUCGCAUUUUCCUUCUUCGACACGACUUUCCCAAAAUACUUUCGAUUCGUAUUUGAAUGAGAAGAAUCAAAAAACGAUAAAAUCUCAGAAUAAGGAGCAAUCGAGUGAUAACAUUUCAACCGUGACAGUGAACGAAUCGUCGCGAUAUUCGAAAAUUCUGGAAAAUUGCACGCGAUUGUUGCAAAAGAGACUUAUCGACGACGCGAUUCGUGCGAAUGCCGAGAAGGAAAAAAAGAAAAGGCAACAUCAGCAAAUCACUCAAACAAUCGUUGACGUGAGCGGCAACAGCGGAAGAGAAAAAGAGCAAUCCGUUCAGAACAACACGCGAGAGGAUCUGAUUUCUCAGAAGAACCUGCCUCUGCAAAUGGAUUCGAAACUGUCCAACGACAGAGUUUAUUUAGAGAUGUAUAAACUGGUAGAAAAGGAGCUUCGUAUGAAUUGCUCUGUCACAGGACAUCAAAUGUUGAAUGAGGAUUUCCUUAAUAGAGACAUCUGCGAUACCGAGAAGGAUGUACCGUACAACUUGCCUAGUUCCUGGUCGUACAAUCAAGAAAAGAAGGAAGAAAAGGAAAAGGAAGAAGUUGACGACGCUUUCGAAAUCAUCCAGAUACCUGCUUUAAAUGAUGAUUAUACCUUAUUUAUACCUUUUGAAGAAUCCGCCAUCGAACAACAGCACCACGAUAGCAAUCGAGAUUCGCCCAGCUUCGAACUACUUUCUGAACCGCCUUCGCCGCCGAGCUCCAUACACUUAAACGAAGAUCAUUUCUCGGCAAAUGAAGAAAAGCUUGAACUACAAUUUAUGAAAACAAAUUCGAGCGAUCCCAUUUAUGUGAUGGACGUCCAUGGCAAGAUCUUUAAUGGCGAACAUCAGAUGACGAAUCCCGACGAAUGUGUCAAUGUCAACUUGAAAAAACAACCCGAUGUUACUUAUUUUUUUGCAGAGGAUAAAGAUCUUUUGACGGAGGAUGAGGACGAGGCACAUUCUUCAAAGUCAUCGUGCGCGGAGCAUCAGUCGAAUGAGCGAAAAAGCUCUCGAGAUAAUGCAAACAGUUCGUAUGAUGACGUGAGAAAUUCACACGCAAGUUAUCUAACUGUUCAAACUCACUGCGAUUCAAAGACGCAGUCACAAUGUAGCUGUCAGUCACAAACCGACUCUGGUGACUUUACACAAAGCUUCCACUCGCAUACUACGUCGGUCACCGACGACACUACUGAUAUAUAUGUUCACACUCAAGUCAGAAGUAUGUAUAAUGAGCCGGUAAUAACGACAACCAAGGAUGUACGAGAAACGACAACAACGGCGACGGCGACUCCGAAAAACAACCACGAUGUACGCGUGGACGGUGGUUGGACAAAAGAAAUUAGAACAAACGAAAAAUAUCGCCACAAAUGUUCAAACAAUUAUCCAGAAUACUCAUGCACACCGAACAACAAUUGUUCCUGUUCGCGAGAUUCUUCUUUCGGUGCUUCAUGUCAGUCUUAUCGGGCGAGUAGAUCCUCGGACAGAUCAUGCUCCAAUAUAGGAUCGAGAAAGACAUCUGGUAGUGAACAAGCACUGCUGAACACCGCCGAUUCUGUUCACAUCCUGCCGGAGACGCUGGUCAGCGCAGCCGCGCAAGUCGGCUCGUUCGCUUACGACACUGCUCGUGAAAUGUUCGACAAGCUACGUGCACAUACGAAGGAGGAUCCUCUUAAACGCCGCGGCGGAGUAAAAUGCGAGAACAAAAAACCCUUCCCCGUCGGCCAUCUGCCGUUCUACUAACGAAUUUCUAAUCACGAGCCUUUGUUAGAGUUAAUAGACUAAGCGCUAUACAAGAUUGCUAAAUAAAUUCACUGUUAGGCAAUGGGUAAGUAACGCAGAUCGCAAUUCGCGAGUGCGUGUUUUCUUCAGGUACUUGAAGCACGGUAUAUGUAUAUGGAACGGCGCUUUAGUCGUUUAUAUCAUACUCAAGGAUUUCGUAGUUUAUGCGGUGAAUAAAAUUGAAUUUCGUACAUCGAUAAAUAAUUUACCGAGAAAUAUCGAAUGUACGGAAUGUUUCAUAAUUAACGAAAAAAGAAAUUUCAACCGUAACUGAAUCAGUAGAACGAGAAUUUCUAUAGAAGAAACGGCAAGGAAUGUUGAAACACAUUCUGUGUAUAUAUACGAGUAAUUCUUAAUUGCAUGCGAUGAAUAAGAAUCUCCCAAAAAAACAUCCCAAAAACAAAGUGUUCUUUAUGGAUAAUCAUGUUUCAAUUUAUUGCGUGAAAUUAAGUAUCACUGUAUAUGUGAUAGUAUUCAUCAGUAAUGGUUUACGCUAUAGCAUAAAAUGUCAAAAUUGAUCGUAGUUGUUUUUAGAAUUAAAGAACGGUUUACAUGUUAAAUAAAAAUAAAAUGACGAAAGCGAUGAGAAAAGAAAAGAUAAUUUUGAGUCGGUAAGAAAUAAAGAUGGAUUUUUAAGGAAAAUUCUUCCGUGUUGCAUAUUAGAGGCAAAUUGACGAGGCGGAUUUCACUUCUGUUUGUGUACUUCUUUCGACAGAAUGAAAAAUGGUACAAUUUCUAAAAAUUUAAUUUUUAAUGAUAAAAGUAUACGAAAAAGUGAUCUGGUGAUCAAAAUUUUAUUUACUCGUGAAUAAAUAUAAGAAUAUUUAUUGCAUUUGAUGUCCGAAAUUAUAUAUUGGUAUCAAUCUUGAAAUGAAAGGGCGGAAUAUAUAUUAGGGCUGAAUUGUCAUUGUUGGCCUAUGCGGAUGAUUUUGCGAAUGCAGGGAUAAUUGCGAUUCAAUCUUUGAUAAAGACAUUACCCUGCAUAUUGGGGUUUAGCGGGAAAAUUGUUGCCUGCUGACAGUCUUUUCGAUCCAAAAAAUCAAUCAAGAUUAUUAUUUCUCCGCAGCAUAUGCGUUUUGAUGAUAAGAAUCCAUCGACACUGAAUAUUUACGCGACUUAUUGCACUCUCGAGAUUAUCGAAUCAUAUGACACAUUGUUGUUUUGCUAGAGCUUGUGAAAACUUAGCCGGAUUUGUAGAAAUAAAUGUUAUAGAUACAAACACA